This is a messenger RNA of Budorcas taxicolor (takin), 1505 nucleotides long. It is a transcript of the gene PBX3, whose product is annotated as PBX homeobox 3. Gene Ontology annotation, cellular component: nucleus. Gene Ontology annotation, molecular function: RNA polymerase II cis-regulatory region sequence-specific DNA binding; DNA-binding transcription factor activity, RNA polymerase II-specific. The transcript has 9 exons. The coding region runs from base 1 to 1305 and encodes 434 amino acids. Gene Ontology annotation, biological process: eye development; embryonic organ development; neuron development. NCBI's taxonomy places the organism in Eukaryota, Metazoa, Chordata, Mammalia, Artiodactyla, Bovidae. The record is from RefSeq and is a predicted model, not a curated record.
AUGGACGAUCAAUCCAGGAUGCUGCAGACUCUGGCCGGGGUGAACCUGGCCGGCCACUCGGUGCAGGGGGGCAUGGCCCUGCCGCCUCCCCCUCACGGCCACGAAGGGGCGGACGGCGACGGCAGGAAGCAGGACAUCGGCGACAUCCUCCACCAGAUCAUGACCAUCACCGACCAGAGCUUGGACGAGGCGCAAGCAAAGAAACAUGCCCUGAACUGUCACAGAAUGAAACCCGCGCUCUUCAGUGUCCUGUGUGAGAUCAAAGAGAAAACAGGUCUCAGCAUCAGAGGAGCCCAGGAGGAGGACCCUCCCGAUCCCCAGCUAAUGAGACUGGACAAUAUGCUUUUGGCAGAAGGGGUUUCAGGUCCUGAGAAAGGUGGGGGAUCGGCGGCAGCAGCUGCAGCCGCGGCAGCCUCUGGAGGUUCUUCAGAUAACUCUAUUGAACACUCAGAUUACAGAGCCAAAUUGACCCAGAUCAGACAAAUCUAUCACACAGAACUGGAGAAAUAUGAACAGGCAUGUAAUGAAUUCACUACACACGUGAUGAACCUUCUCCGAGAACAGAGUAGAACACGUCCCAUUUCCCCAAAAGAGAUUGAAAGAAUGGUGGGCAUCAUCCAUCGAAAAUUUAGUUCCAUUCAGAUGCAGCUCAAACAAAGUACUUGUGAAGCAGUUAUGAUUUUAAGAUCAAGGUUCCUUGAUGCCAGACGAAAAAGGCGUAACUUCAGUAAACAGGCCACAGAAAUCCUGAAUGAAUAUUUUUACUCACACCUCAGCAACCCCUACCCCAGUGAAGAAGCCAAAGAGGAGCUGGCCAAGAAGUGCAGCAUCACAGUGUCCCAGGUAUCCAACUGGUUUGGCAACAAACGAAUCAGGUACAAGAAGAAUAUUGGCAAGUUUCAGGAAGAAGCCAACCUCUAUGCCGCAAAGACAGCCGUGACAGCCGCACAUGCAGUGGCCGCAGCCGUGCAGAACAACCAGACCAACUCUCCCACCACGCCGAAUUCUGGUUCUUCUGGUUCUUUUAACCUCCCAAAUUCUGGGGACAUGUUCAUGAACAUGCAGAGUCUGAAUGGGGAUUCUUACCAAGGGUCCCAAGUCGGAGCCAAUGUGCAAUCACAGGUGGAUACCCUCCGUCAUGUUAUCAAUCAGACGGGAGGCUACAGUGACGGCCUUGGAGGAAACUCACUGUACAGUCCACAUAAUUUAAAUGCUAAUGGAGGCUGGCAGGACGCAACAACUCCAUCUUCUGUGACUUCUCCUACCGAAGGCCCAGGAAGUGUGCACUCCGAUACCUCUAACUAAUCUCCGGCAACACUUUUCCCUGAGCUGACAUGCCUUGAUCCGUGCAUUCAGAGCAAUAGGAGGAAAAGGAAAGCGCUUUUUGUAGCCCACCAUCUACAGCUUUACUGUAAAACCUUGUCUUAUUAGAGAACUUGGUAAAUCUGUUUUUUAAGGAAUCAUAAUCAUUUGUAUUUAUACUUAAAAAACACACAAUGUUAAAA